This is a messenger RNA of Hippopotamus amphibius kiboko, 1374 nucleotides long. It is a transcript of the gene HTR2C, whose product is annotated as 5-hydroxytryptamine receptor 2C. Gene Ontology annotation, cellular component: dendrite; plasma membrane. The record is from RefSeq and is a predicted model, not a curated record. Gene Ontology annotation, biological process: locomotory behavior; G protein-coupled receptor signaling pathway, coupled to cyclic nucleotide second messenger; chemical synaptic transmission. Gene Ontology annotation, molecular function: neurotransmitter receptor activity; G protein-coupled serotonin receptor activity. Lineage: Eukaryota; Metazoa; Chordata; Mammalia; Artiodactyla; Hippopotamidae. Bases 1 to 1374 code for a protein of 457 amino acids. The transcript has 4 exons.
AUGGUGAACCUGAGGAAAGCAGUGCACUCGUUCCUUGUGCACCUGAUUGGCCUAUUGGUUUGGCAAUGUGAUAUUUCUGUGAGUCCAGUAGCAGCCAUAGUAACUGACAUUUUCAAUACCUCCGAUGGUGGACGCUUCAAAUUCCCAGACGGGGUACAAAACUGGCCAGCACUUUCAAUCGUCAUAAUAAUAAUCUUGACAAUAGGUGGCAACAUUCUCGUUAUCAUGGCAGUAAGUCUGGAAAAGAAACUGCACAAUGCCACCAAUUACUUCUUAAUGUCCCUAGCCAUUGCUGAUAUGCUAGUGGGACUACUUGUCAUGCCACUGUCUCUGCUUGCAAUCCUCUACGAUUAUGUCUGGCCAUUACCUAGAUAUUUGUGCCCCGUCUGGAUUUCUUUAGAUGUUUUAUUUUCUACAGCGUCCAUCAUGCACCUCUGCGCUAUUUCGCUGGAUCGGUAUGUAGCAAUACGUAAUCCUAUUGAGCAUAGCCGUUUCAAUUCACGGACUAAGGCCAUCAUGAAGAUUGCUAUUGUUUGGGCAAUUUCUUUAGGUGUAUCAGUUCCUAUCCCAGUGAUUGGACUGAGGGAUGAAGACAAGGUGUUUGUCAACAACACCACCUGCGUGCUGAAUGACCCAAAUUUCGUUCUCAUUGGGUCCUUCGUAGCUUUCUUCAUACCCCUGACCAUCAUGGUGAUUACUUACUGUCUCACGAUCCACGUCCUUCGCAGACAAGCUCUGAUGUUACUGCACGGCCACACCGAGGAACCGCCCGGGAUAAGCCUGGAUUUCCUGAAGUGCUGCAAGAGGAGCACCGAUGAAGAGAACUCUGCAAACCCUAACCAAGAUUUGAACCCACGCCGAAGGAAGAAGAAAGAAAGACGGCCUAGGGGCACCAUGCAAGCUAUCAACAAUGAACGGAAAGCCUCGAAAGUCCUUGGCAUUGUCUUCUUUGUGUUUCUGAUCAUGUGGUGCCCUUUUUUUAUUACUAAUAUUCUGUCGGUUCUUUGUGGGAAGGCUUGUAAUCAAAAGCUCAUGGAAAAGCUUCUGAAUGUGUUCGUUUGGAUUGGCUAUGUUUGUUCAGGAAUUAAUCCUCUGGUGUACACUCUUUUCAACAAAGUUUACCGAAGGGCUUUCUCCAACUAUUUGCGCUGCAAUUAUAAGGCAGAUAAAAAGCCUCCGAUCAGACAAAUCCCGAGAGUUGCUGCCACUGCUUUGUCUGGGAGGGAGCUUAAUGUUAACAUUUACCGGCACACCAAUGAACCGGUGAUUAAGAAAGCUGAUGACAAGGAGCCCGGUAUAGAGAUGCAAGUUGAGAAUUUGGAGCUACCAGUUAAUCCCUCCAACGUGGUUAGUGAAAGGAUUAGUAGUGUGUAA